Molecule: messenger RNA, 1502 nt
Organism: Pezoporus flaviventris
Lineage: Eukaryota; Metazoa; Chordata; Aves; Psittaciformes; Psittacidae
Gene: ZFYVE21
Product: zinc finger FYVE-type containing 21
Exons: 8
Coding region: 25-777 (250 amino acids)
Molecular function (GO): metal ion binding
Source: RefSeq, a predicted model, not a curated record
AGCGGUGGCGGGGUUGGAGGGAAGAUGUCGGGCUGUGAGGCCCGCGAUGCCAAGAAGCUGGUGCGGUCGCCCAGUGGGCUGCGCAUGGUGCCCGAGCACCGCUCUGCCCGCAGCCCCUUCGGCCUGGACGAGCCGCCCUGGGUGCCUGACAAGGAGUGCCCAAGAUGUAUGCAGUGUGAUACAAAAUUUGACUUCAUAACUAGAAAGCACCACUGUCGAAGAUGUGGGAAGUGUUUCUGUGACAAGUGCUGCAGUAAAAAAGUGCCUCUGCCUCGCAUGUGCUUUGUGGACCCUGUGCGCCAGUGUGCUGAAUGUGCCCUCAUCUCUCAGAAAGAAACAGAGUUUUAUGACAAGCAGCUUAAAGUACUUAUGAAUGGUGCUUCAUUCUUUGUAACUCUGGGAACAUCUGAAAAAUCUGAGCUCAUGGUUUGUCGACUUUCCAACAAUCAGAGGUAUCUGGUUUUGGAUGGAGACAGCCAUUAUGAAAUUGAAAUUAUACAUAUUUCAACUGUUCAGAUACUUACAGAGGGAUUUACUCCUGGGGAAAAAGAUACUUGCACUUACACCAGCCUUCUGGAGAGCCAGCACAUAACUGAAGGAGGCAAUACUCGUGCCAUAGGUAUGAUUCUGCAGUAUAAGGUACCAGGAUCAGAGGAGCUAAUGCAGAUGAAGUUUACAGCUUGUGAAGACUUCAGCUCUAAUAAGAAGCUGUCAGCAAGCUGGCUGGCAGCUAUGCACAAGGCAACAAAACUUCUUUACGAGUCCCGGGACCAGUAAGGACAGCAAACCGCUGGCACCUGAGGGCAGAGCCCAGCCUCCAUGGACUUGCCUCUUGCUCUCUGCUAGUUAAUGGCUGGUAACACUCAUGGUUCUUGACCCUCUAUCAUUCCAGCGCGGUUCAGGAUGCAGGAACUGGCAGAUGCAGGGGGAGCAUGUUUCUGACCCAUGAGUAUUCACAAUAGUGUGCAAUAUGUAUACAAUUACUGCUUUAAACAGCCUCACCUUUUAAGACUUUGUAUAUUUUGUUAAGCCUUUAUUGGUACUUAAUAUAAAAGUGACCUGCACUACAGCCCCUGUACAGCACAACUUUCAUAGUAACAGUUAUGUAUACUGUUUGCUACAGAAAGCAAACAAAUGUAUAUGUCUCUUCUGCAGAGAACAGCUUUUGGGUAUAGAUCUCAGGUUUUUCCCUCUAUCCAAAUGGUUAAAAGUCAAUGUACAAUAAUAAAAUCUGCCUUAGCUAUGAUUUUAUAGAAAUCACUUGGUUUUUUUUUUUAACAUUUACUGUUAAACAUUAAAUAUUUCAGCAAAUACCACAAACUGGACUUACAUGACCUUGAAACUUCACUUCUGUGAUAUAAAUAAGCUUCCAGAAUAAUGUUUAGUUUUGUAUUUUCUUUUUGGUAACUAGCUUUUGUUAAUCUAACUGUAAUACUCUCUGAAAUCGUAUACAGUUUAAUGUAUAAAUAUGAAUAAAUUAAUUCACUUAUUUAAAAAACCUA